Physella acuta is the source of this 2169-nucleotide messenger RNA. RefSeq names its product molluscan insulin-related peptide 3. Lineage: Eukaryota; Metazoa; Mollusca; Gastropoda; Physidae. Gene Ontology annotation, molecular function: hormone activity. The record is from RefSeq and is a predicted model, not a curated record. Gene Ontology annotation, cellular component: extracellular region.
UCGCUGGGCCGUGACGAGGCACCGACUGGGUCUACACGCGUCACUCGGUAGCUCUUGUUUGGGGGCGCGAAUCUGGGAGGCUGUCGAUUGCUGCUUGGUGUGCAUUUCUGUGUGAAAUUUCACAAGACAGACAGAGCUAGCAGGUAACCCCAGGUGACCAAACGACCUCUACCUAACCUGCCACUAACCGUCUCUGAGGUGCCUUCAGCCACGAUGAAAGUCCACCAGCCCAGUCUGACGGCUCUCUGCCUAGCCUCUGUUCUCUUGGCUCUCCUGCACAACAUCGGCGUGACCCAGGGGGGUUACGAGCACACCUGCAGCUACCACAGCCGCCCCCACAAGCGAGGGCUCUGCGGCAAGCGACUGGCCGACAUGGUGGAGUACCUGUGCUACUCGGGCUUUGGGAACUACAUGUCGAAAGUCGUGAGGAAGAGGAAUGCUGAAAUAGUAAUCGAUGAAAAUCUGCGAGGCAUCCUGCUAAACAAGAAGGAAGCUCUAUCGUACUUGACCAAACGUGAGGUUCGUGGCUCCAUCACGUGUGAGUGCUGCUACAACCGGUGCACACAGUCGGAACUUUUACAGUACUGUCCUAUUCAACCGCUACACCGGGACAAGCGGAGUCUGCACGGAAUCAAGGGAGAUUAAUCUGUCUUACUUUUAGAAGUUUCGCAUUUAUUUAUUAUAGGUUUAUUUUUAAUUAUUAAAUAAUUGCAGAAGACAGUAAUAGUCUGCUCAACUGCAACAAAACCAUCAGCUUUAAAAUAUUCUAACAGUAUCUUAACUAGCUAACAAAUUAUUAUUUUUUUGUUAUUCGUCAGUUACAAUUUUGUAGCAAGUAAAGAAUAACUGCCUUAGUUUAAAAUUGAGAAAUAUCUAUCAUUCAUGUUUGUUUUAAUUUUACGUAAGCUUCCAAUUGAUAUUCAUGCUAUGAAUUUCUUCUCGAUCGUUUAUGUCGUAUGAUGACCUUUCCCCGCGAGUUUGGUGUGUAGCAGUUUAACCUUGACACGCCCAGCACACCCGGUGUGUGUAAGCAUCCAGUGGUCAGUUGGUCGAGAUUGUCCGGCAUUUACUUUGGCGCGUCACACCUUGUCCUUCAAACACCUUCUUACUCAUGCCUUCGUUCUCAGCUGCCAUCGCCAUGGCUUUUUGUCACUUCCUCUUUCUUGAGAGUCGUGAGGGUCACAUUUAAAUCCAAGUCAUGACGAGAUUCGCAUUUUCAAUCACUAGAGUCAUGAGUCACAAAUGCAAUCAUUGAAGUCAUGCGAGUCACAUUUGUAACGAGAGUCCCAGUUUCAAUCAAUAGAGUCAUGACGCGUGUCACAUUUGUCAAUCACGGGAGUCAUGAGAGUCACGUUUCACUCAACAACCAGGGUAACAUUUGUGACAAAAGAUAUGGCUGCACGGGUGGGGUUUCACAUUAUAGGGGUCAGGGGCGGAGAAUGUGAACAUUUGGAGCAGGGAUGGAUGUGGGGUGUUGGGCAGAGAAAUAAUGUGUAACAUCUGCGGGUAAUCCUAUGGAUUUUGUCGUUGGAUAAACUUUAACAAGAUAGUCUUUAUUUAUGUUUUAUUUAUUUAUUUUGCUGAGUUGAAUGAUUCAGAGUAAUUUAGAGGAUUAAGUUAUUUUUGUAGAACAAACUCUAGAAGUGUUCUGUCGCCUGUUUAACAAACAUUCUAGCUUCCUCAAGUUUCCUAGCUCUGUUGUGUUUCAAACAGACGCUUUUAAUAUUCGGUGCACACUACAGUUCAUACAUGGAGAGGAUGCAAGCAAGGAUUUAAUGUCUAGACUGAGAAUAACUUCCACGUUUGAAAUGUCGUUAUUAGAAAAGACAUGGCCAAUUUUUUUUUAAGCUUUAUUUUCAAACAUGGAGUAGUAGAUUUUUAUGUUGAUUAUUAUUUUCAUUGUUGUUGAUUUUUAAAAUACUUCUAUCACCUUUUGAACUAUUCAAGCCACAUUCCUUGUAUGGGUGAAGUAAAUUUUGUAAUUAAUUUAAAUAAAUAAACAACAUGUUAUUUCAAGUUGAUGUGACCUUUUAAAUACAAUUCCACAAAGUAUUCAGAGUGUGCUUCAAGGCUUCAAGUGUCCAACUUGCCUUUCUUGACCUCGGUGUUAAUCUCCACCCCUCUGUCUACAACUGAAAUAAAAUUCAAACCUUGAUUGUUGAAAUCACA